Messenger RNA from Oncorhynchus mykiss (rainbow trout), 2389 nucleotides. RefSeq lists its product as uncharacterized. The record is from RefSeq and is a predicted model, not a curated record. Lineage: Eukaryota; Metazoa; Chordata; Actinopteri; Salmoniformes; Salmonidae.
UGAGGGGAGAGAGAGGAGGGACAGGCAGGAGGAGUGCGUGAAGUACGGGCAAGUCUGAUGACAUCCAAAGUUUCAACGCUGAAUCAUCUACAGCAGCAGACAACUCGUGAGUUUGGAAAGUUAUAAAAUCAUUUUUUUUUACUUUGUAAAGAGAGCAUUGUAGCCUAUGUCAAACCUCUGUAAGGGCUGGGAAAGUUGAACCCGAGACAAAGACUGUUCUGGAGACUGCCCGUAGAGCUCGAACCCACAUUCACACUGACAGGCGGAGGAACGGGACAGACGGAGAUAGAGUCCCCGAGGGGGGUUGGAAAGAGAGGAAAAACGUUUCGAAAAAAUCCUAACAGUCCACUUCUGCAUCAAGACAUGUCCUAAAAUUACGCAUGAAGGAGUUUAUGGAGACGAGAAGAAGAGUUGUGCUGACAACGAGAGGGGAAAGUUAGAGGAGAGUAGAGCAGAGAGCACGGGAAAGUCAGAGAGGAGAAUCUAGUCUACCUGGGAAAGGGGUCAGAGAAUGAAUUAGCGAACAACGAGUGCCCUGUGUCGCGGCCAACAGUAAGGGUUCUCUGUGUAUCUCUGUGUCUCUGUCAGGCUUGACACCUGUUCCCCCCACCCCCUAGUGUGCCACACCCAUGGAUGAGGAGAGGAGCCCCCCUGUCAGCUCACCUGAGCCCCCUGAUGAUAGGGACCCACAUCCCCCCAUUCUGCACCCCAACCCCUCCACGGACAUACCAGCCUCCACCCCUAUUCCAACCCCCACACACACCACAGAUUUGGACAGGAGCAUGGAGCCCCUCAUCGAGAGGCCAAAGGUUAAACCAGAGGGGUUGCUAGGAGACGCGGAGAACGGCAACAACAACAACAGUCUCUCACAGCCGGACCUGACGACACCUAGCAAGAGCAUUACCUGUCAGCCCCAGGCUCGAUCCACCCACAUCCACCCUGCCCAACCCUGCCUAACACAGCCAACCAGCCAGCCACGAGACGGAGCCAAGCUUCACACACACGGACCCAACUGCACGCACGCCCCUCACACCAACGGAGUGAGGAACGGAGGCCCCUGUGAUCGGCCUGCCCCUGGCUCCCUCCCUAAAGCAGCCUCUUCCUCCUCCUCGUCGGGGAUGAAGAACUCCAAGAAGCUCCAGUCCAACCCCUCCAUCACCUCUCAGAGCAGCAAGAGGAGCAAGAGCUCCUCCAAGAGUAACAGCUCCCAGAUACCUACAGAGGUACAGGAAGACUGUUGUGUUCACUGUAUCCUGGCCUGUCUGUUCUGUGAGUUCCUGACUCUGUGUAACAUCGUGUUGGACUGUGCCACCUGUGGUUCGUGUGCGGGGGACAACUCGGCGUGCUUCUGCUGCUGCUGCGCCUCGGAGGAGUGCGGCGACUGUGAGCUGCCAUGUGACAUGGACUGUGGGAUCAUCGACGCGUGCUGCGAGUCUGCAGACUGCCUGGAGAUCUGUAUGGAGUGCUGUGGUCUCUGUUUCUCCUCCUGAGCCUCCCAAACUGCAGUGGGUGAUAUCUCUCUGUCUCACACAGACAAAGCCCAGGCUCAGUAGACAGGGUAGUGGAGGGGCAGGAUCAUUGGCCAAUAUUGAGGACAUAUUGAGAGUUGCCAUUGGUCCAUGUAAGGACAUAUCAUUGGCUUUGACCAAGAUCAAGUGCUGGCAUUGGUCAAUGUUUUGGACAAUCCAUUGGAAUUGACCAAUCAAAGGACAUGGACUACUCUUUGGCUUGUCCUGCUCACCUCUCUUAUGUGUUGCCUGUCAGUUUGUUAAGGAGAAUUAUGGAUAUCUCCCAUUGCUAAGCAGAUGUGUAUACACCAUGCUAGCUGUGCUCCAGUGAUGGUUCUGAACGGCUUCUCUCUCUGGACUUCCUUUGGACCCUCAGUGAUCUGUCUCAGUGAGCUGUCUCUUCUUACAGCAGAACCCCCUCUCUCCAGAGGCUCAGCAGCACAAUGAAUGGAUCUCUCCAUGCAUGAAAAUGACCUUGCAGGCAAAUGAGAAAAUGGCUCCAUUUAACAGGAUUUCAGUGUUUCUGUAGAUAAGACAGCAGAGUAAUAGGAAAAUGGUCGCUCAGAUCGGAGCAGAACCCUAGUUUGUCCUUGGCAAGGUUAAAGGCUUCCAGUUUUAGUGCUAAGCGUUUUUCUCAGCGUGCACGGUCCUGUGUGGAAGGUGUGUCUACUGUAGAUGACUAGGACUGGGAGUAGGGGGCUUGGCUACAAACCAAUGGAAACACGUCAACACUAACUACGUUUCCAUCCAAAGUUUAUGCGAGUGAAGUCAUACCGUAUUAACAAAAAUCAGGAUAGCUGUGAAGAUUUGUAAAAAAAAAAAUACAAAAAUGCCGACAUGGUGGGAUCUUUUUGUGGCGGUAAAAUGUAUUAUGCGAGAAA